UUUUCUCUCUUUUCUUUCUUUCCCCCUUAUGGAAAUGUCACUCCUACACUCCGGCGAGUUUUUCCGGCAGUCUUCCGGCGGAUUGGACCCUGACAUGGGUAAUUCCGUUAGCCGGCGUGCUGCGUUCGAGGAGAUGGACUUCUUCUCCAAUGAUCGUAGACGGGCUGAUUCCCUUCGAUCGAAUAGUGGGCCCCACGAUAUUGAAAGAACGGAUGGAUCUGCACGGAUCGACGCUGGACUCAACAUCGGAUUGCAUCUUCGGACUGUGGACUCUGGGAGCCGUCGAUCUGUAAUUGAAGAGAGAACCAAGAAUAAGCUGAUUACACUCAAAGUUGAGUUAGAACGGAUUAACAAUGAGAAUCAGAAGCUGAGAAGCAUGUUGGAUCAGAUAACCAAAAACUACAGCAAUUUGCAGAAUCAGAUCAUUUCUGCGAUGCAGCAACGGGCGGGCAAGAUCGGGCAAGAACAGAAUGAUGAGAAAAAUGAAAUGUCGGGUCCCGCACGGUUGGCCCAUCAGUUCAUGGACCCAGGUCCAUCCGGUGCACUCGACGGGGACGAACUAACACAAUCCGACGAUGGGACUGGAGAACAGUCCAUUUCUCGACCUAACAACAGUGGAGUAGCAUCAGAUGAACAUGAUCAUGAUGUGAAUUCAAUGGCCAGUAAGCGACAUUGCGUCGACAAUGGCCCCAAUCAAGUGUCCCAAGGUUGGGGAGCCAACAAGAGCCCAAAGCUAGAACAACCAAAGACCGCCGAUCAAACACCAGAAUUCCCUUGCCGGAAGGCAAGAGUCUCCGUCCGCGCGCGAUCGGAAGCGCCUCUCAUAAGCGAUGGAUGUCAAUGGAGAAAGUAUGGGCAGAAGAUGGCGAAGGGUAACCCUUGCCCACGUGCUUACUACCGUUGCACCAUGGCCGUUGGAUGUCCCGUCCGUAAACAGGUUCAAAGAUGUGCUGAAGACAAGACCAUCCUCAUAACAACAUAUGAAGGAAAUCACAACCACCCUCUUCCGCCAGCAGCAACUGCCAUGGCCCACACCACAUCAGCAGCUGCCACAAUGCUACUCUCAGGCUCCACCACAAGCAAAGACACUCCCCUCAUCAACCCAACCUUCUUUCAGCCCCUGGCCUACCCUACCACCAUGGCCACCUUAUCUGCAUCCGCACCAUUCCCCACCAUCACCCUCGACCUAACCAAGAUCCCAAACCCCAUGCAAUUCCAUCAGUCCCCACCACCCCCAGUCUCUUCCACCUUCCCGCUGCCACUCUCCGGAGCCUCCCCUCAUCUCCUUGGCCAGCCCAUAUUCCUCCCUCCCAAACUACCCGCCAUGCCCGCAAUGCAGUUCAUCACACCACGGCCCCCGUCGCUGACAGAGGCAGUCACUGCAGCGAUCACCACCGAUCCCAAUCUCACCGCAGCCUUAGCCGCUGCAAUUACCUCGAUCAUGGGUGCGCCUCGGAACGAUAACAAUGCUAAUGGCAACAACAAUCACAGCCACGGCAGCGGCCGCAUGUCCCCACCUAGGCCACCUGCAAUGCCUGGCUCACCACAGCUUCCUCAGUCCUGCACCACGUUCUCUACUAACUAGUGCAAUAGCAUGAAGGUUGAGAUAAUACACAGUAUACCAGUGUAUAUCUCUCAAUAUGGCUUGCCUACAAAAGAAAGAGCUCAAUCCAAUUGUUGAAAUUUAAAUAGAUGGUAAUUAUUAAUUUUUGUGGAUUAUUAUAUACAUGCUGUUAAUUAGAUUUUUAUUAGCAUUAAACCUUUUGAGUGGAGACAUGCGAAGGGGUGGUGUAUAUGAGUUUUUUUUUUUUUUUUUGUUGGGAAAAGGAAAGAUAUUUUGUACAUGGAUAUAUAUAUUAUGUUUUUCUUUUCUUUUCUUUUUUUUUUCCUCUUGUUCAGUAUAAGGUGGAGAGAGAUUGUUCCAAUUUUUCCUGGAUUUUUACAGUAUCUGUUUGCCAUUGUUUAA
Magnolia sinica is the source of this 1966-nucleotide messenger RNA. Its product is annotated as probable WRKY transcription factor 47. The coding region runs from base 29 to 1585 and encodes 518 amino acids. The transcript has 6 exons. Gene Ontology annotation, biological process: regulation of DNA-templated transcription. Lineage: Eukaryota; Viridiplantae; Streptophyta; Magnoliopsida; Magnoliales; Magnoliaceae. The record is from RefSeq and is a predicted model, not a curated record. Gene Ontology annotation, molecular function: sequence-specific DNA binding; DNA-binding transcription factor activity.